AUGUCUGCAAACCUUCCCGAAGAGGACCUCUCCUGUCCCGUGUGCUGUGAGAUCUUCCAGGAUCCGGUGCUUUUGCCAUGUAGCCACAGUUUCUGCAGGAGCUGUCUGGAGCACUUCUGGGAGAGCGCAGUCUUUCGCAGCUGCCCCGUCUGCAGGAGAAAAGCCUCCAAGAAAAGCCCUCUUUCAAACCGGGCCCUCAAAAACCUGUGUGAAGCUUUUCUGCUGGGGAGAGGCCAGGGCAGUGCAUCUGGAUCAAACACCCUGUGCUGGAGACAUGGGGAGAAGCUCAAACUCUUCUGUCUGGUGGAUCAGGAGCCCAUCUGCGUGGUGUGCCAAGCCUCAAAAAUUCACAAAGGUCAUGACUGCUCUCCCACGGAAGAGGCGGCUCUGGACUGCAAGGAUAAAAUAUGCGCUGCCAUGAAGACACUGCAGCAAAAGCUGGAAGUGUUCAAUAAAGCAAGACAAUCUUCAGCUUUUACUUUGGAGCACAUUAAGAAUCAGGCUCAGCGGGUUGAGAGACAGAUGAAGGAGGAGUUUCUCAAGCUUCAUCAGUUUCUGUAUGAAGAGGAAGAGUGCAGGUUAUCAGCACUGAAGGAAGAGGAAGAGCGGCGGGUCGCGGCUGUGAAGAACAGAGAUGAUGAUAACGCACGGAGGAUAUCAUCUCUUACAGACAUGAUCAGGACAAUGGAGCAAACCAUAAACGCUGAGGAUUUAACAUUGCUCCAGAACUUCAAAGCUACAAUAGAGGGAACAUGGAGCACAUUACAGGAUCCAGAAUGCGUGUCUGGAUCAUUGUUGGAUGAAUCUAAGUAUCUUGGGAAUCUGAAGUAUAAGGUCUGGGAGAGCAUGCAGGCAGUUGCACCUUACAGCCCAAUAAUUCUGGACCCAAACACAGCCCACCCUUGCUUGAUGCUGUCCGAUGACCUCACCAGUCUCCACUAUAGCACCCCAAACCAAGGGCUGCCCAGUAAUCCUGAGCGUUUCCAUAUCAGUGCAGAGGUGCUGGGCUGCACUGGCUUCAACUCAGCAAGCCACAGCUGGGAGAUCGAGGUUGGUGACAAUGAGGACUGGAUCCUGGGCUUGGCCAGCGAACGUGUGAAGAGAGAUCAGGAAGUACCUGCGAGACCAGAGAAUGGCUUCUGGACCAUCUGCCUUCGUGAUGGGCAAUACAGGGCUAUGGCAUCACCCCCAACAGCUCUAAAAGUGGAGGACAAACUGGACAGGGUCUUGGUACAGUUGAACUGGGACAGAGGGGAGGUGAUUUUUUCAAAGCCAUCAUGUCAAGAAAUUAUAUACACUUUCAAACAGGUCUUCACAGAAAAGUUAUUGCCGUACUUCUACACGCAGAGUAAGCAGCCUUUGAGAAUUCUAUCCAAGCCUGUGUUAGUGUCUACAUGAAAAUAUCUUUUAAAAUAGGGACAUUUUCUAUUUUGAAAAUAUAAAUUGUGAAAAUUAUUUUACAUAUACACAUGUGACAGAUACUUAAAGUGAUUUAUGUUUUAUCAGUUAAUCCAUUUCCUGUACAUUAACCCCUGAUCUUGCCAUAUAGUGCCUGUUUGAGCUAAAGCAGUCAGUAGGGUACACUCUUAAAAAAUAAUGGUUCCAUAAGGGGGUUUUCACAUUGAAUGCCGUAGAAGAACCAUUCUUUGUUCCCCAACAAACCUUUCAGUGAACAGUUCUUAAAAGAACCUAUUUCUCUAAAUGUGAAGAACAUUUUAAUAUUCUAAAGAAGCUUUUUUUAUUUCAUUAUGAAAAACCUUUUGUGGAAUGGAACCAUCCACCAGUUCAUGGAACCAUCGAUACCAAUAAAGAACCUUUAUUUUUAAAAGUGUAAUAUAAGCUUUUAAAGGGUUAGUUCACCCAAAAAAAAAAAAAUUCUGUCAUUAAUUACUCACCCUCAUGUUGUUCCAA
Megalobrama amblycephala (Wuchang bream) is the source of this 1911-nucleotide messenger RNA. Its product is annotated as nuclear factor 7, brain. Gene Ontology annotation, biological process: protein ubiquitination. Gene Ontology annotation, molecular function: ubiquitin-protein transferase activity; protein binding; zinc ion binding. The record is from RefSeq and is a predicted model, not a curated record. Lineage: Eukaryota; Metazoa; Chordata; Actinopteri; Cypriniformes; Xenocyprididae.